UUCAAUAAAUUUGGGUAAAAUGAUACUUUAGAAAUUUCGAGAUUGUUUUGCCAUAAAGGGUUCUAGAUGAGUGACGCAGAAAAGAAGCAUCGUAGGGGUACCAAACCACAAGCUGAGGUCCAACAAAGCUAACCUCCUCCCCUCCACUGACUAUGGUUCCUUCUGCAAGAAAGGGGUACAAAAAAGACGGAAAAGAAGACAUGGUAUUUGGAUGAAAACACGUGGCAUAGCAGAAAAAGCAGAAAAAACUCUUCUCACAAGCAAAAGAGAUGGAGUUUUAGGCAGAUAAACUGGCAAAGAUAUCGCAGAAGUUCAACGUAUACAUUGCGCUAAACGUCGUGCAUGCUGAUGGAGUGUCCAAAUCAUGCCGAAGUGGAGCCGAAGGUUAACCGAAGAUCAGCGAAUCAAAAGGAAGGUCACAUUAAUUGCUUCAAUAUUCUCAAUUUCCUUUUCCAAAUCAUCUUUCCGAACAUUUUUACAAAUAAUGGAAACUUGUGUCACUAAAGUAGCGUUACACAUAUCUUGUAAAGGACUUUUAGACAAGGAUGCUCUCUCAAAAUCUGAUCCCCUGUGCGCUGUUUACAUUCAACAAGGAAGUGAUUGGACUGAGUAUGGUCGAACUGAGAGAGUGGGUAAUAACCUCAAUCCAGAAUUCACCAAAACCAUCACAAUUAAUUACUAUUUUGAAAUGGUGCAAAAAUUGAAGUUUGUUGUCUAUGAUGUUGAUAAUGAGACUGCAAAACUUGAAGAUGAUGACCUCCUGGGUACCUUGGAAUGCACACUAGGUCAAAUUGUUUCAAGAAAGAAUUACACAGAAAAGAUGACAGUAAAAGGGAAAAAUGCUGGAACAAUUACAGUUGUUGCAGAAGAAAUAAAUGAGUCAAAUGAAAUAGUACAACUACUAUUCCAUGGAAAAAGUUUGGACAAAAAAGAUCUCCUUGGUAAAUCAGAUCCAUACUUGGUUAUAUCAAAAGAAUUGCCAGACGGAACAAAAGUGGCUGUCCAUAAGACUGAGAUUUGUAAAAAUACAUUGAAUCCCUCCUUCAAAAUCAUAGAGAUUUCUCUCACAGAAUUAUGCAAUGCUGAUUAUGACAAGAAAAUUAAGAUUGAUUGUUUUGACUGGGACAAAGAUACUGAACAUGACAUGAUUGGAUGUUUUGAAACAACUCUAAGAGAUCUUGCCCCAGCUAAAGACAGAGAGAUCUCAUUUCCUCUGAUCAAUGAAGAAAAAAAAGCAAAGAAGAAAAAAUAUGUAAACUCUGGUGUACUUUAUUUAUCAACUUUUAAUGUGCGAAAGGAUUAUACUUUUUUGGAUUACAUUAUGGGUGGAUGUCAAGUUAAUUUUACGGUUGGUGUUGACUUUACUGCUUCAAAUGGCAAUCCAACAAAUCCAACUUCACUCCAUUUUAUAAGUCCUUACAGUCCAAAUGAAUAUGUCCAAGCUUUGGUUGCUGUGGGCACUGUUUGUCAGGAUUAUGAUACUGACAAGAUGUUUCCUGCAUAUGGUUUUGGGGCCAAAUUACCCCCCAAUGGGCAAGUUUUGCAUGAUUUUGCACUCAAUUUCAAUCCAAGCAAUCCAAACUGUCAAGAGAUAUCAGGUUUGGUGGCUGCCUACCAGAACUGUAUACGAUCUGUUGAGCUCUAUGGUCCAACUAAUGUUGCUCCAAUCAUAAAUUGUGUUGCAAAUUCUGCAGAAAAAGCGGUUGGAAAAGGCUCGUAUUUAGUGUUGUUAUUGCUUACGGAUGGCGUACUUUCAGACAUGUCUGAUACCAUUGAUGCGCUAGUGCGUGCCUCGAAACUACCAAUGUCUGUUAUUAUCGUCGGUGUUGGACAAGCCGACUUCACUGAUAUGAACACUCUUGACUGUGAUGAAGGAUUCCUCAGUAGUUCGAAAAGCGGGAGCGCUGUGAGAGAUAUUGUGCAGUUUGUACCAUUCCGAGAUUUUAAACAGGAUCCUGUGGCUCUUGCCAAAGCCGUGCUUGCUGAAGUACCAAAACAAUGUGUGGAUUAUUUCAAGUCGCAAGGAAUCAAACCAGGCAAUGAAUGAUAACGUACAUGAUGCAACAAUAUAAUCUACAAUUUUAGAAAUUAUUCAAUUAAAGAGUAUUUAUGGCAUUCCAGUACUGACAACUAAAUUCACGACAAUUAUACACAAUGUAGAAACAUUUAACCAAUAUUUCAAUCAGAAAAUUAUUUUCGUAUCAUACACUGUAUUAUGUAUACACUGUUAAGUUGAUUUUCAUAGAUAAAUAGGUACAAAAUACUACCCAUUAUAAUGAUGCAAUAAUAUAAAUAUCUUCAAUCAUAAUGUAAUAAAGAGGUGCUAAAUUUUUCAUCACAAUA
This is a messenger RNA of Dendronephthya gigantea, 2343 nucleotides long. RefSeq names its product copine-3-like. Bases 365 to 2047 code for a protein of 560 amino acids. Gene Ontology annotation, biological process: cellular response to calcium ion. Lineage: Eukaryota; Metazoa; Cnidaria; Anthozoa; Malacalcyonacea; Nephtheidae. The record is from RefSeq and is a predicted model, not a curated record. Gene Ontology annotation, molecular function: calcium-dependent phospholipid binding. The transcript is spliced from 14 exons. Gene Ontology annotation, cellular component: plasma membrane.